This is a messenger RNA of Maylandia zebra (zebra mbuna), 1805 nucleotides long. It is a transcript of the gene bag2, whose product is annotated as BCL2 associated athanogene 2. The record is from RefSeq and is a predicted model, not a curated record. Lineage: Eukaryota; Metazoa; Chordata; Actinopteri; Cichliformes; Cichlidae. Gene Ontology annotation, biological process: protein stabilization. Gene Ontology annotation, molecular function: adenyl-nucleotide exchange factor activity; protein-folding chaperone binding.
ACAAAAAAUAGUGACUGUUAUCCUAUUAAUUUAAAUCCUAGCUCGUUUUUCUGUGGGCCGGACGGCCGUUUCCGGGGUCCUUCAGGGGGUCCUCGGACCCUCGUUUUGAGAGCAUAGUUCUGGGCUCCUCGGGAAGCUUCUAUGAGGAGUGAGUGAAGGAAGUCACAGCCCAUGUUUGGAAAUGUUCUCCCAGGGGCGCUGCAGCAGCAGCCGGUGGAGCUACAGUCAGCUGGACAGCUCGGAGUUGACCGCACACGGGAUUUGUUUUUACUACGGAACGGAUCAGCCUUGUGACGGGUGUUCAUCAUCAUGGCUCAGGCAAAAAUACAGGCGAAGAUGAACGAGGCUACCUGUAGCAAGUUCAGCAGGACGCUAUCCAUGGCAGAUCGCUCGGGGCGGCUGCUGGAAAGUUUGGACCAGCUGGAAAUGAGGGUGGAGUCUUUACGCGAAGCGGCAUCGGCCAUGGAGCAGGAAAGGGAGUGCAUCCUGGAAAUGAUUCAAUCUCUACAGAACAGUCAAGAAAUGCGUAACAUCUGUGCUGGAGAGAGAGAGGAGUUAACUUUAACUGCAGACCGUUUAAUGGGCCGGACGCUGUCUGUGGAAAUCUCUGUUGGGACAAUCAGAAACCCGCAGCAGGAGGAGGCGCUACAAAAAGCCACAUCCAUCAUAGAUGAAAUAGUGAAAAAGUUGCUGGACGACAUGGAGGGGAGCAGGCAGAAGCUGCUGGCCCUGCACGCCGCAUGUGUGACUGAAGCACCGGCCAUUCCCAUCGACCAGAAGUUUCAGGCCAUUGUGAUCGGUUGCGCUCUGGAGGACCAGAAGAACAUAAAGCGGAGGCUGGAGACUCUAUUGAGAAAUGUUGAAAAUGCUGAAAAGAACAUCAAGAUUAUGGAUCAUCAAAAACUCGAGAACACAAAAGCAAACGGUAGUCAAUAAGACUCAUCACCAAAGCAUUAAAUGUGCCUUGAAUGUUCGCUUUCAGAAGGCUGCUACUUGUAGCAAGAAAAGUGAGCAACAAAUAUCCAGUUUUACCAAAUCAUUGUCAUUUUUACAUUGAUCUACUUAAUAUUGGUUACUUAAUGUUUAUACAAUGUACGUGUGUGUUCACAUAUGCACCUAGUGCAGUAAAAGAUUCUGAACAGCAAUGAAUUAAACAACUCUCUUUUUGUUUCAUUGCCUCACUUUUAAAUUUAGGUAGUUGAUUUUGUAAGUGCACACACUACCUCUUUGUGUGAAAUCAACACAAGAUAUAUGGAUUUUAUUUUGUAUUUGCACAUAUGAGUUUUAUUUCAGAUCACGUGUCAAAAAACAAAAUAAACCUGUUGUCUUAUGAGUGUCGGGCAGAGACUUCUUUAAAUAUACAGUGCAGCAUGUGGCAAGUGCCUCUGUUUAUUUAGAGGCAUUAUCCUCUACACCACGUGUCCACACACGUGGUGUAGAGGAUAAUCUAUAGGACAAAUUUUAAAAUCGAGACUUACAACACUUAGUUGUUUUGUAUCAAAUAGAAAAACAAUGUCAGCAGUGCAAAGGGCAUACAAUGUUUUAAGUAAGUAAAGGCUGCCUUUGUCUAGGAGCCCUACAUAUUAUCACUUGCUCUUCCCCAGCGGAUGGCAUUUGAGCAAACUCAUCUAUUAUUUGGCAUAAGGAUAUGAAAUAACAUAGAAUAUGAGGAUCAUGAGGUAUGAGUUUCUCGUGUCAAGGUACUAAGAGCAAGGCUAAACUUCUACACCCAUGUUAGUUGUUUAUUAACUUGUAAAACUGCCACGGGUACAGACAACCAUCUUUUAUCCAAACUGUCUGCACUU